CGCGCGACAGUCAUAGCGAGCCUGACUGACUGAAGAUUGAGGCGGUUAAAAAAACGAGAGCAGGACAAAUAAACCAUUGAAAACGCGUUUUAGGAAAGAAGAAAAUUAACAUUCAUCCGAAAUUACACGACGGAAAGAUGCCGUUUACGCACACUGAGGUAAUGCGGACUCAAAGAUGAGGAAAAACAACAUUUGUGUGUACUUCAUUGUUUCUUCAUUCGAGAAAACCAAAUCAACAUGAUGCCAACUUUGAUGGACACACAGCAGCUUGAAUACACAUCAUCAGCUUGGAUAUAUUGUAAGGAAGUUGUGCAAAUUCUGGUUGCUUUUGUUGACUGAGACUGGAAAAAUUCCUGAGGUUCUCCUGGCGGACGUUAUGCUUAUUUCAGUGCCUACAAUUAAUAGGAAUCCUACUAUAAAGGGCUGUCAUUUCCAUUGGUUACUGACCCAAAGGACAUAAAGAAUCAGCAAGGAAGACCCUGAGUCCCUCAUCAGUUUCAUUGAAUCAAGAGGUCAAGUCAAUCCGCUCAAAGUCAGACUACUCAGACCUGGGAGGCAAAGGACAAUGAUGUAUACUCACUAGAUGGGCUUGUGAAGCAACAAAGGACAAGAAAAGGACAAGAAAUUAGUGGAUUUGUUUUGGAAAAUCGGUUUAAGAGACUGAGUGGGAUACAUUGUCAGGAACUAUGGCCACAGAGAGCCUUAUUGAACUCCGUGAUUGGUUGUUUCUACUUCUCCUGUGCUUGACGUUAUUGGUCGAAGUCCUCGAGUUUGCUGCGGCAACAGCGGCUGCUGCCGAGGCAGCCCUUGGAGAGGCAGAGCUUCAGGGAGAAGUGCCAUGUCCCUCUGCUUGCAGGUGUGAUGAUGGCUUCAUUUACUGCAAUGAUCGUGGCUUGAGUAUCAUCCCCCCAUUACCGUUAACAGCAGCUGUGCUCUAUUUGCAAAAUAACCGAAUAGACAAUGCUGGGCUACCAACAUCCUUAGAGCGAAGACUAACUGUCCGAGUUGUUUACCUUUACGAUAACGAACUCGAUGAUUUUCCGACACAUCUGCCUCCAUCUCUACGGGAACUUCAUCUUCAGGAUAACAACAUACGAACUUUACCUCGUUCUGCUCUCGCACGUCUCCCAUUGCUGGAGAAGCUUCACAUGGAUGACAAUUCGGUUUCGACUGUAAGUAUAGAAGAUAAAGCAUUCGCCAACAACCCAAGGCUGAGACUUCUGUUCUUGUCACGUAACCACCUCUCUAGCAUACCAUCGGGGCUUCCAGCAUCGCUUGAGGAACUCAGACUGGAUGAUAAUCGAAUUUCCACUAUUCCAACGCAUGCAUUCCGAGGACUGUCCUCUCUAAGACGUCUCUUCCUUGAUGGAAAUCUGCUGGCAAAUCAACGAAUUGCAGAUGACACAUUCUCACGCCUGUCUAACCUAACAGAGCUCUCUCUGGUUCGUAACUCGCUCCAGGCACCGCCCUUAAACCUUCCAAGCACACAUCUUCUUCGACUCUAUCUACAAGACAAUGCCAUAGCCCACAUGCAACGAGGAUCCCUGGAUGGCAUGCGAAGAUUACAGAAGCUGGACAUAUCAGGCAACAAUUUAACAACUCUUCCAAGAGGUUUGUUUAAAGACCUGGACAGCCUCUCGCAGUUACUUGUUCGAGGGAACCCCUGGUACUGUGGCUGUAACCUUCGUUGGCUCCAUGACUGGUUGCACGAGCGUGGGUCAUCAGUGACAGUAAGAGGUUUAACUUGCCAUGGACCAGAGAGAGUAAGAGGCAUGGCACUAAAGGACCUUAGCAGUCAUUUGGAUGAGUGUGAAAUGAGUGUAGACAGUGCUGGAGGGAUGGUUGGAAAUGAUGGAGGAAAAAAAGAUCUAGGCAAUUAUCCAACACAAGUACCAGGCACGACAACCCCUCCACUUCCCCAAGGGUCUCUUUUCACCCUCAGAUCCAGACGACCGGGAUACAAGUAUUCUGACAUGGGACAGGAUAGUCUUGGUGGAAGUGGCAAUGUGGGUAAAUCGUUAUUAAUAAGUGUGAAACCACUCACACCAGAGACAGUUCAUGUAACCUGGCAUACUGCACACCCAGUUGCUUCCUUCAGGCUUUCCUGGCUACGACUAGGAAACAGUCCUGCAAUGGGCUCAAUCACAGAAACACUUGUGCCAGGGGAUCGACGUGAGUAUUUACUCACACAGCUGCAUCCCCAAUCAACUUAUAUAAUUUGCUUGGUGCCUCUCUCUGCAAAUGAAGGUAAAAGAACGUCCUUCGCAGCAGCAGGAGGGUUAAACAUGAACACAAACUCAGAGCACGAGCAUCCUGCUUGUGCCAAAACAGAGACAGAUCCCCUGGAGCAGCCUAUUUCAGACCAGGAGAGCGACCGAGGAGGUGACCAAUUAUCAGCCUUACCACUUGCUGGAAUUAUUGGAGGUGCGACAGCAUUGGUCUCUUUGUUCUUAAUUUUUGGCAUCUUCUGUUGGUACGGACACCGUGCGGGGUAUCUUGCCGCAGGUGACAAUUCCAUCUACGGAAGGGAUGGUGGAUCACGGGGUGCCAGCAAACAUUAUGAUGACUAUGUAGAAUCUGGUACUAUAAAAGACACUUCAAUAUUAGAGAUCAGGGCUCAUGGUUUUCAAAUGACACCAAUGCCUGCCCAACAGCCGUUGCAGCCCAAGGCAAAAGUAGAGGAUAUGACUUAUAUCCAUACUAUUUUUCCCUCUAAUAAUACAACUCUUUAUAGAAGCACUCUCAACCACACUGGAAAUCCAGGUUAUGGAACAAACCGAGGGUACAGAGAAGGGGGAAUACCAGACAUAGAUUACUCAUACACGUGAUAGCCUUUUUUUAACCCCUGCCUAUUCUUUUCCUGUCUUCAGGUAAUGGAGUUUGGUAAGGGUUAGUUUUCCCUAGGUUCCAAAGUAGGGGUGUGCCGAUUCUGUGGGGACCUUUUUUUAAACUAUCGCACUCAUAAUGUUACUACUGGAUAGUGGAUUUUUUAUCUAAAUAUUUAUAUUUAACAUAGCAUAGUUUUAAUACUAUUGGAGCAUUGGUAUAACAUUGUCGUUUUACAUGUCAGUCAAUAUAAAAUAAACAAAAUAAUUAUAAUAAUUCAAUAAUCAAAAUCAAGGUUAAAUCUUGAUUUUGUACAUUUAAAUGUACAAUUUAUGGAAUUAAAAUAAACAUCAACUUUAAAGAUGCCAUUUCACAAACAAAUUUAAUCUGGCCUUCCAAAAAGAACUGAUAACACUUUACAAAAAGGUUCCAUUCAUUAACUAACAAAAAGCAGUUUAUAUUUAUACACUGUAAAAAAUUAUUUGCUGCCUUAUUUUUUUGUUGAAUCAACUCAGAUUUAAAAGUAAUUUCAACUUACUAUUAUUUAUUUUGACUAGAUAUGAGUUGUUAUAAUUUAAAUAAUAUAAUUGAAAAAAGUCAACAUUAUUUAAUAUAUUAUAGCAAUUUAUCUCUUGUCAACAUAAAUAAUAGUAAGUUGACAUGACUUGUAAAUCUGAGUUGAUUCAACAAAAUCAUUUAAGGCAGCAAAUAUUUUUUACAGUGUAGCAUUUAUUAAUCUUAGUUAAGUUAAAACCAAUAAAAAAAUGUAUUUGUUCAUGUAAAUUCAUUGCGCUUUCACUAAUGUUAACAAAUUUAAUGUUUACUUUUUAAAAAUGUAUUACUGAUUGUUGAAAUUAACAAGAACUAAGAUAAAAAAUGCUUCAGAACUUAUUCUCAUUGUUAGUUCAUGUUCAAUAAGUUAUAUUAAAGAGGACAUUUCACAAGACUUUUUUAAGAUGUAGAAUAAAUAUUUGUUGUCCCCAGAGUACGCAUGUGACGCUGUAGCUCAAAAUACCACAUAGAUAAUUUAAUAUAGUUAAAUUUGCCACUUUGUAGGUGUGAGCAAAAAUGUACCAUUUAGGGUGUGUCAUUUUAAAUGAUCUCUGCACUAAAUGGCAGUGCCGUGGUUGGAUAGUGCAGAAUAAGGGGCUGUAUUAUUUUAAUAAGAUCCCAUUCUGACAUCACAAGGGAAGCCAAAUUUCAUUGACCUAUUUUUUCAAAUAAGAGAACGGUUUACCAAAACUAAGUUACUGGGUUGUUCUUUUUCACAUUUUCUUAACUGAUAGAAGCACUGUGGACCCAAUUAUAGCACUUAAACAUGAAAAAAAAUCAGAUUUUCAUGAUAUGUCUCCUUUAACAAAAUGGAACCUUAUUGUAAAGUGUUAUCAAAGUUUCUUAUUUUAAUUAAUUUAGUAUUUUAAUUACAGUAAGGACUAUGUACUACAGUACAUUAGUACAGUAAAGAAAAAAGUUGGUUAUAAAGAAAAAGGGAAACAUGAAAUGAUUGUGAUAUGUGAAUGAAGCAGGUUUUCAUUCGGCACACCCCUAUUCCAAAGUACCCCUUUGUGCCUCCUCCAGUCCAUUUUCAAAACAAUGUUUUUAAAGGGCAAACGACCCUCUUGAACAAACAUGCUCAUCUUUAAUAGUCAGAAAGUGCCAGGGAUACCACUCUUGGUGUUGAUGUUAAACAAUAUUCGGAAGAUAAACAGUUAUUGCUCUUAGUACCAAUGAUUAUCGGUUUCCUAAAACUAGCUGGGUUAGCAUGAUGAAGGGACCAGGUCCAUAUAGAUAUAGUUUUACUACGUGGAUUGUACAGUGUUAUAUAUAUAUAUAUAUAUAUAUGUGCACUGGAUAAACUCACGCCUUUCCAUUUUGAGAGACACUGACAGUAAGAUGAAAAAAGGCAUUUCUGAGGGGUGUUAUUCAAAUUCUGUAUUUCAGUUCACUCGCACUAUUUUUUGAGCUUUUCCUUUAUUCUCUCUAUUUCUUUUGCACGCGAAACGAGGACUUUGUUCCCGACCCAGGGAGCUGACAGUGGUGAUAAUGGUUUUGACAAUGAAAGGCCUCAAAUUGCUACUGGGUUUCUUUUCUUUUAAUGAGAGUGAGAAAAGUGGGAGAGACAAAAGCAAGUGCAGGAAAGAGAUGAAGGCGGAGAGAGAGGUUUCAUGUUCACAAAGCAAAAAAAAAACAACAGACAUAAAAGUGGAUAUCUUAUGUCUGCAAAAAAAAAACACAUAUUCCAUUCACCACAUGAAGAAGGUUUAAGAACCAAACAAUUUAUGAAGCUUUGUAAAUUCACCUCAACAACAGGCAACCACAUUGAAAUGAUGUUUCCACGAAUAAGGUUCAAGGAGUUUCAGGCCUUGAAAAUAUUUGACAUCAUUACACUAAAUAAAAAGAGGCACUUAAAGACAAUCAUUAGGGGGGACCUCUAAUUGAUGAAUCAAUCCAAACUGACAGGCUGACAUAGAUAACAUUCAGUUUAGUAAUGAAGCGAGCUAAAGGGCAGGGAUUGUUGAGUCUUUUGGGGAGUAUCAAAACUACUAAAUAAUCAAAAUCAUCGAAGUAGAAUACAAAUUGUUCGCAUUACACAUUCACAUUACACUUUUUGUGUGUGAAACCCUGUGCGUGUCUAUACCCCUGAGGUGCAGGAAAACCAGAAAUCAGGGAUUAAUAAAAAAUGUAACACUGUGAACCUUUGCAUCUUGUGUGUGGGCCAUAAAGGGAGAGACAGAACAAAGGUCUUUAACUGAUUAAAGACAAUCCACUUUUUUCACACUCUGACUCUGUGACUUUACCGCAUUAGCCAGGAGAGUUGAAAAGUAGGAGCACCGAAAGAAUAUCCGUACCGGAUCUGGGAUUUUCCAGCCUUUUCUGAUGCAUUUUAAAAGCAAGUAGUACAUGUAAAUGACUUUUUCUCUGGUUCUAGAUACAGAAUACCAUCAUGAUGAAUAGUAAAUGAAGCUUGCUAUCUUUUUCAUUGAUAUAUGUAUAAUUAAAAGUUGUGAUGAAAUGCAUUAUUCAUGUGUACUUAAUGAGAUGUAAAAAUACAAUGCAUAAUUUGGGGUUAAUGUUUGAUAUUUUUUUAUAUAUUUUACAUCCUUGAAACUAAUAAUGAAUUCAUUUUACAUAUUUUAGAGAAAAUCCUUUUAAAUCCCAUUAUGGACCUGCAUUUAUAUAAAGACAAAAGGGUCUCAAUUAUAAUACAUUUUACAAAACGCUAUUCAAAAAGCACAGAUAACAUUUUAAAA
This is a messenger RNA of Paramisgurnus dabryanus, 6077 nucleotides long. RefSeq names its product fibronectin leucine rich transmembrane protein 1b (gene flrt1b). The record is from RefSeq and is a predicted model, not a curated record. NCBI's taxonomy places the organism in Eukaryota, Metazoa, Chordata, Actinopteri, Cypriniformes, Cobitidae. Gene Ontology annotation, molecular function: protein binding.